AUGGCGGAAUUCACAAAGGUGUUCAACGUUGAAAAGGGUAGUGGAGCUUACAGGAACUUCAUUGAGGACUUGCACGUUGAAUUGGGAGAGACCUUUUCACACAAUAUUCCCGUACUUCCUGCUCAGCAAAAUCCACCCACUCGAUGUUUCUUGGGUUACGAUGGCGGCUACAAUGCCUUGGAACGUGUUUCCGGACAAGGUAUGAAUAACAUAGCCCUUGGCCCGACUGCACUCACUAAUGCCGUAAAUGAUCUGGCUACCUCAACGAUCUCCUACGCAGAUCGCAUGAGGUCACUGAUCAUCGUGAUUCAAAUGUUUUGCAAAUCGAUUACAUUCACUCGUAUCUCCAACCUUCUCGCUGUCACAUUCAGUAGUAGUAGUUCUUCAUCAUUCCCUAAUUGGAUGCUAGCACUAGUGCGUAGCUACGGAGACCUCUUUGCCGCAUUGUUGCGAGCCGAUGUUGAUCCCAAUAAUUUCUUCCGACUUCUGCAACCCAAUGAUAUGAAUAUCGUGUCCGCUCUGGACGCGGUUACCGUACUUGACAUAUUGCUCAAGAGUGUCCGCGCAUCAUCAUCAUCAAAUCCUAAACCCCAAACCGUAAGCCUAAACCCUAAGGUUUUAGGGUUUAGGGUUUUGGGGUUAGGGGGUUAG
This is a messenger RNA of Camellia sinensis, 651 nucleotides long. Lineage: Eukaryota; Viridiplantae; Streptophyta; Magnoliopsida; Ericales; Theaceae. The record is from RefSeq and is a predicted model, not a curated record.